AUUGGGUAGACUUUGUAACUGAUAAUGUUGAAUAGAAAUAACUCAUGGAAUUUGUGGAUCGAUGUCAACUAGCGCCUUGAAGUAUCAAGCUUGUUUUCGAUUUUAAAGAAUGGAUUCAAACUUUGACAAUAUGGUGAUUAAUGUAUAGUGUAAUUAUGAUUCAAACAAAUUGACCUUCCCCGUCCGAGGGUCACAGGUGUGAUAGUCAUUGGUCGAGUGAUACAAGUACGCCAAGCCUAAGGCUAUGGACAACACAGAAGCAAUGGAGUUACUGUUUACGUCUUCAUUGCUCAAAAAAUUGAUUACUGCAUGCGUUCAAGUUGCAAAUAUCGUGUGAAGUACUUACAGAAAAGCUGCCAUCAUUUUUGCUCUUCACUGUACUGUAUGAUGUUGGUGAAAAGGGAUGUGUGCUUUUGCAUGUUGUUUUCUGAUGCCACAUAGAGGCAAAAAAAUUUAUAGCUUCACAGGAAGCUAAAAAUGGCAUCAUUUAACCAGGAUGUCAGGACAAACACAGUUGUCUUGAACAGUCCUUUUCAGAUAGCUUGUAUGCCUGGAAACUUUCCAGGCUCAAGUUCUCUGGAUAAUAAGAACAUUCCUAAAACAUUGCCUUGCUCUAGCGCUGCUAGCGAACAAAUUAACAAUCCUGGAUUAAAUGUUGCAUAUACUUCUGAGGGUUGCUUGCAGAAAAUUCCUCCCGUGUCCCACCUAAUUACUACCAACAUGUGUGCCCCUACACCAGCUGGAAGUGAAACAACACAAGAUCCUAACAAGAAGCUUGUGGAUUACACUUGUGUAGCAUUCCCUUCAUCUACUGUUCAAACGAGCACUUUUUCAGGAAAUAGUAAGAUGUAUCCCAGUGGCCAUAAGUAUCCUGAAACUAGCACGUCACAUCCUGUCAUAGCUGUACAGCACAGUGAAACUUUUAUAACUGUGCCUUUUGGAUGGAAACGGGUGAUAUCAAGUGGAAAAGUUAUCUAUAUUAGUCCCAGUGAAAUUUAUCUGCAUUCUUUGCAAGAAAUUGCUGUGUAUUUACAGACUGAAGGUACAUGCAAAUGUGGCCUUGAGUGCCCCUUGAAGUUAAAUCAAGUUUUCAGUUUCAACCCAUUAGUGACUACUAAGAGCUGGAAUGUGAAUGAUCUUUCGUGGAAUGAUCCUACAAAACUUUGUAACCAUAAAAGAAAAAUUGUUGCCAUGGCUACAUUUCGCAAUAGUUCCAAUCUCUCUCUUUUGGGGUCUGUGAGAGAGCCAGCUCCUUUUCUUGUACAGACAGCCAGAAAAGAUGGUUGCCUUACAAGUAAAAGAAAAAGGCACAAAGGAAAAAGCAGAAGCCCCUUUGACAGUGUUCUUGUGUCGCAACUUUUAGCACAGAGGGAUAAAUUAGGUUUACGGAAAGAAAAAUCUGAUGUAUCAAAAAAUUGCUUUGGUGAAGGAUCCAGUCAACUUAAAAUUCAAAGUACUUUGCAUAAAGAAGUUUCCACUAACAUUGCACCUACAAAUUUUCCGGCUACAGAGCCACGGAAAAAUUCUCCGAAGUCAGUAGGAUAUGUGUCGCUGGAGGAACAAAGUGUGCCUGUCUUAAAUAAAUUGAAUAGUACUCUUAAUUUCAAUACUUUACAUAUGAACCAAAAUUUUUAUGUACCUGAUAAUGUUUUUCAGGACAAAAGAAUUCAAGGCUGCAUACAGCCAUUCCAACAGUGUACAUCAGAAAGUAAUUCCUCAGUCAUGUUUCAUAAACAUUUAAAUUCAUUAUCAUGUAAUCAGGAUCAAAAUAUCUCUCGUAAUUCAGAAAAUCUUUACACUGAAAGAGUUCCUCCUUUACCAUCAAUAGAUCAUCAAACAUUUGGACCUACUAUUCAUCAAGGACUCUUUAAUCCUCAGCAGUUUUUGCACAAUAACAGCAUUCCUGCCAACAUCACAUUAAAUUGCAAUUUUCCUUCUCCUAAUGUUGCUGGCCAGGUGUUCAGUACCCAACUUCCAGUGAAUCAGUGCAUUGAUAUGAAUGCUCAUAAUCAAGUUGGACCUGAUAUUGUUACUGCUGUGUCACAAUCAUCCAAUCCCGGUGCAUUUUUAUUUCAAACGGAUGUUCAGAGUCACCCUAAUCAACCAGUCACUAGCAUGAUGACGAACUUUAUGAAUUCCCAGUGUGGUCAGACUUACAACUCAGUUUCUCAAGAUUCUUCACAUUCUGUUUCGUCUACUAUAAAUUCUCCUAGGUAUGCAUUAUCUAGAGAGGAUACAGUACCGAAACAAAAACCCAAGAAAAGUAAGGCAAAAAUCAAUAAGUUAAAUUCAGUUUUGGACAGGGGCUCCCCUUGUCCGAAUAUUGAUGUACGCCAGAUUCCUUCUGAACACCACCGUCCUCCCCCUGAAGCAUUUGCUGCUAUUGCUAGUUCUUCGAAUAAUCUGGCUUCCAUGGGAAAUGUCCAGAACUCUAAUUUUCCAGUCAUUCCUUGCAAUAACGUACCUUUUUCUACUGAUAACCUUUGCCUCUCUUACUUGAAUAAACCUUCAGUCUCCAUAACAGGUCAGAAUGUUACCAAUCGGACUGGCGUGCAAAAUAAUUUUUAUAAUAUUGCUAAAACACCUGAAUCUAGAAAUUGUAGCAGCAAUUCUCCUUUUUCAUCCAGUCCACAUAAUAAAAAUUUGCAAACGAGUACAGUUCUGCCUUUUCAAGAUACCAGUCAGUUUUCACAAGCAGAUAGUUUGUGCCCAUCUCAAGAAAGCAUUAAAAAUCAAAACAAUGCCCUUAUUCAAGGAAAUAAUAAGUUGCAACACAUAAAUUUGCAAACUUCUGUAAGUCUUCCUCAAGCAUCAAACUCUACAAAUCAGAUUCAAAAUUUGAACAAUUGUUCUAAUUUCAAUACAGCUUCUUUGACAGACAACAUUAUUUCUUUAAACAGUGAAAAUGUGAAUUCACCAUGCAAUAAUUCUUUAAAUAAUGUAAAGUGUUCUGAAUCAAAACAGUUAGAAAUCCCUCCUACAUCUCAUUACACACCUGUCAGUUUCAUUAGCUCUAUCUGUCCUCCGACAUCUGCUGUAAUGUCAGUUGUAAAUAGCACUCCCAUUAAUGCUUGCAAUGUGUCUGGUGCACAACCUUUUUAUAACUCUUCAUCUCAGUCAAAUAUAAUCAAUAUCCCUAUGAGUUAUGCUAUUUCGCAAAGUCAAGUGAAUAAUAUGAAUACUGUGUAUUCCAACCAGAAUAUCACUUGUUCUCAGCAAAUGAGGCAAAACAUUGCAAUGACACAACAGCCAAUUGUUUACAAUAAUACCCUUCAAAAUGCCACUUCUCAGAGGCAAGAUCAAACAGCUAACUUUUUUAUGCAAAAUCCAGGCACUACCUUGGACGGAAUGACUACAUUAAGGCCCUCUUUGGAUAAUUCGGGAGUUUUGGUGCAACAAGUUUUGAGCCAAAAACUCUCUUCAGAGUACCCUACAGCCAAUAUAUUUUCUUCAACAGCUAGAGCCCAAGUUAUGCAACAAGUAAGUGGCAUGGUUCUUCCAGCGUCGGCUUCGAACUCUGGCGUUAAUUCCCAACAAUUAGUUUUAGCCCCAACACAAAUGAGGAUGUCAGGUUCUGGGGGCCUCAUAACCAUGUUGCCCCCCACAAUGACAAGCAAUGGCAUGAUGAAUAGUACUCAAGUCCUGGCAGGACCAGCACAACAGCUAGGAUCACAAAUGGUUAUUCCCGAUAAUAUGCGACCUAACAUAGUUAAUCAACAACAACAAAUUCUUCAAAAUAAUUGUUUCAUUAUGAGCAAUCAACCAACUUAUGUAACUAGACCUCCUCACUCAACAAACAUUGUUAAUUCUCAUGUUCCAUGUCCCUCUAAUGUGUCAUUAUCUUUUUCAAGUGGAACUAUUGGAAAUUUUGCAACUUCACAGCAAAAUACGAACGGACCAGUUAUCACUGGACCCCUUCUCAAACCUCAGGAUAGAAAUGAUAUCACUCCUCAAAAUAUGAGCAAUGAAAUACAGUUACAAAAUGGCAAAGAACAAAAUUCUUUUGCUAACUUUCAAGUUCUUCAAGGCCCCCCACAGAGAUUACCAAUGCAAAAACACGAUGGCACAGAUAUCAGGCAAGAUAAUUGGCUUCAAAAAGCAGAGAUGAAGAACAAUGUAGAACGAAUAAAUCACGUUACUGGACCUUUUUUAAACAAUGUUUCAACAUCAAGAUCAAGUUCAGUGCCUUCAAAUAUGUCUGGUCAUGCUAUGAUAUCAAACUGUGGUCAAGUACUCAUUAGUGGUGACAAUAAUAAUUUGCAUUCACAAAAUAUUGCGGCAUCAAAUAUUCCUCGCAUGACUGGAGUGAUACCAAUAGUUGGUGGUCAAUGUGCAUUAAACUCUCCAAUGCCUCCUCUUUCAGUUCCGAAUGUAACUGCAGUUACUACUACUAUGACACAGAUGAUUCCAGCUAUUGGGAUUGCACCACAGAUCUUAGGGCAACCGGUUCAACCCAUGGUUCAAGUUAUUAACACUGUUCCAUUCAAUUCAAUGCAGAAUGCUGUUAUUGUUCCUGGUGGUUCAAAUGUAUUACCGCAAACUGUUCGUCUUGAUACUCUUCAGACAUCACCUGUUGUUGGUACUCCUACCCCCACAGUUUUUAACGGUGUAGUAAUUCCACCAAAUACAAUGAAUUGUGUUGCUCCAUCUUCAGUUCCAUCUCUGAGACAUCCUACUCCUGUGAACUGCGAAGAAAUGAGAAUCAAUCUUGAAAAUGUUCAUGACACUAGAGGCACACCAGGGUCUAAUUCUUCAUGUAGUACUCCAGCUUCUAGUUGCAGCUCCACUCCAGUGUCAUGCAAUAAUGAUAAUCAUAAUAUGACAUUACGGGCACUUUCUCCAGCUGUAAGAAAAAGAAGUCGAGAUGGUAAACGUAAAGCAAAUAGCCAAACCGUUGCAUCAAUGUUGCAGCAUGGAGCGCACAAUUCAUCAACUAAUUCAACAAACCCAAAUUCUUUAUGUCAUUCACAACAAUCCCUUCAACAACAAAAUGCUCCUCAACUUUCAUCACUACAGCAACAGUUCCUGCAACCACCUGUAUUACAAACACUUACCGUCCUGCCUCAGCAACCAAGACCAUUAUUACAGCAACCAGUUGUUAAUUAUAAUAGUAUUGGUUCAGUUGGAGGUCAUCAGAUUCUUACUACUGGUUUAACAAGUCCUCUAGGUAUUGUUCAGCCUUUGAGCAUGCUAGGAGUUACUCCUACUGGAACUGUCAUACAGAACAUCCCAGUUCAACAAGUAAUGCCAGGACCUCAUUUUCAGUCUUUAACUGUAUUGCAAGGCCCACAUACUGUUAAUUCUCUCCCCCAGGAACAACCUGUGGUAGUAAAUGACACUUCUUCCUUGGGAGUACAUCCUACUCAGAUGCAUAGUGCCUUUGCUGCUGGUUCUAUUGUUCCUAACAUGGUUACUACUAACCCAGUGAUAAAUACACAUGUUGGAGGGACUGAAGUUCUUGUAACUGCUACAUCUCAAUCUCACUCAGUGUCUGACAAUGUAGGCCAAACCCCUGUUCAUUCUCAGUUUUCUUCUGUUUUUUCCCAAUCACUACCCCCUGUAGCUCAGUCGCUUUCAUCCACUUCAUGUACAAAUAAUGUCAAGUUGUGUAAAUCAAACGUUUCUACUUCUUGUGCUGCUUCUGGUUUUCAAAGUCAAGGAUCUGUUACUUCAUAUACACCAUCUAGAACUAUAAAUACUUGCAAUUCCGGUGUAGAAAAUAAAGAUGAAAAAUUUAAUCUUAAUGCAAGUGAUUUGUCUAUAGAUUUGAAUCAUAAAGCUCGAAGUAUAGGAAUUCAGAGUAGCUGUACAGAACAAAAUGCAGCCGUUCAAACAAUUACAUCAACAAUACCGGUGAACAGUUCUUCUGUAACAAAUUCUCCUGAAGAUAGUCAAAAUACUAAGCUUAGUAUGAAUGAUACUUUAGAAGAUACCAAGUCAAAAUUUGAAGGUGAAAACAGCAGUACAAUAUUAUCAUCUGGUGGUGAAUCUUGUGAAUCACCUUGGCCAGAUCCAGUGAAUUUAUCUGCUGCAGUUAGAGCUGUUGUGCAAGAGCAGGUUGAUAGCAAUGAAGAAAUAAUAUCAGUGCCAGCAACUGGGACCAACCAAAUGGUUAAUUUUUUGGACUGUAGUUCAUCAAUUCAUGAAGAAACAUCUGAACAGACGCCCAGUUCUUCAGUAGAAGAUAUUAUUGAAGAAAGUAAUGAUGGUAAUUCAAUUCUUGACUUACGUACUAUGUCAAUGCAGUCAGGUGAAUUCGGUACAGAUCAAGAAAUUCCUGUUGAAAGAAGUUGCUUGUCACAUGGACAAGAAAUUGUAAAAAAUAUUUUGCAUUUAAAUACUUGGAAUGAGAACCAAUUACCUACUGAACAUCAACCAGAAUCAAGUGAUCAUGUAGUUGAAAAUGGCUCAACUGCAUCAUCUGAAAGCUCUGAGCAAACCAGUACUGACUGUAAUGUAACUAGUGAUUCAGGUGUUGAAUCAAGUCAAGAGCCAAUGAAUCUUGCAUGCAUAAGAGAAGAUGAAAACAUGGAUAUAGAGUUAGCUGAUUCAGUACCCAUUACUGAACAGGAAGAAUUGGAUGUUUUAAUUUCAUAUGAUGAUUGCAUUGAUAAAGACGACCAACUCUCAAAAAAGCGUGCAGUUAAAAGACUAAAACGAGAGCUGGAAGUAGCCUAUGAUGAUUUCCCAGACGAAGAAUCUGAUGAUGGCACUCCAAAUUCACCACCAUUACCUCCACAAUCGCGAACGUUUAAUGAUGGAGAUUUGGUUUGGGGUCAGAUACGUGGAUUUCCAUCUUGGCCAGGGAAGCUUGUCAAAGAAGAGGAAGUAAAAGGCACUCAUAAAACUGAAGAUGGAAAACUAUGGGUUAGAUGGUUUGGAGAUCAUACAUUUACACAAGUUGAACCUGAUAAAUUGAAAACUCUUUCUGAAGGUUUAGAAGCGCAUCACAGAGCGAGGAAGAGACAUAGGCGGGGCCGGAAAAUGAAUUCUCAACUUGAAAAUGCUAUUCAAGAAGCAAUGUUAGAAUUAGAUCGCCAGGCUACGGACAUCAUAACAGAUGAAACCGAAGAGGAUAGUUACUUACCAAGCAAUAUACCUUUGUCAGAUGACAGUUUUCCUGUACAUUCUAGGACUAACAGGCCUAGAGGCUACAAACGUAGAUAGCAAUACCUAAAACAAAAUUCUGUUCCAAACAGUGAUUCUAAAGGUUACAAUUGUGAAGUAUUUUCAUUUUGUAUCCAGAUGAAAUUAUAUGCCUCUGAGCUAUGUAAAUUAUGUAUGUUAUAUAUGACGUAUAUUUGCCGAUUCAGGUCCUAUUGAAAAAUUAUAUUAUGCUAUUGUUGAAGCUUGUAGUUUGAACUGACCAUGUGUAUAAAAUUCAGUGAAUUUCCUGUGUAUACUCGGACUUGAUCACCGUGAAUUGUGGGUGCUGCUACUCGGUCUUCUAAAGACUACUUCGACAUUAAGCACUUUCAGAUCUGAACCAUUCAACAACAUUUGUUUGGUCAGAUUUUUUGUAAAUGAAAUGAGCUAUAAAGUGGCUUGUUUUUUUUAUCAUCGACAAAUGUAAAUGUUAAAUUUUUGUGAAAAGCCAUUUCUGUUUUAUAUGCCUCAGCAUAAAGUGAUGCGUCCACGCUCAAUGUAGUUUCUCUUUAUGGAUUUGGUUGUUAUCGCAUGAUGUUUGUUGUGUGUUCAUGUGCUUUGUGCACCAGUUUUUAGCGAAAUGUUCUUUAAGAGAUUAAAACCUUAUGCACAUAAGUGAA
Molecule: messenger RNA, 7766 nt
Organism: Uloborus diversus
Lineage: Eukaryota; Metazoa; Arthropoda; Arachnida; Araneae; Uloboridae
Exons: 7
Coding region: 478-7167 (2229 amino acids)
Cellular component (GO): nucleus; chromocenter
Molecular function (GO): DNA binding; chromatin binding
Source: RefSeq, a predicted model, not a curated record